Molecule: messenger RNA, 4439 nt
Organism: Apus apus (common swift)
Lineage: Eukaryota; Metazoa; Chordata; Aves; Apodiformes; Apodidae
Gene: SAMD11
Product: sterile alpha motif domain containing 11
Exons: 14
Coding region: 17-3052 (1011 amino acids)
Biological process (GO): positive regulation of transcription by RNA polymerase II
Cellular component (GO): PRC1 complex
Molecular function (GO): RNA polymerase II cis-regulatory region sequence-specific DNA binding; protein binding; DNA-binding transcription activator activity, RNA polymerase II-specific
Source: RefSeq, a predicted model, not a curated record
CAGAGACCUCUCCGAGAUGUCAGGUAUUAGUCCGGAGGGGCAGAUCUGCGAGCCACAGAGCAGCUCCCGUGUCUACGGUACAUUAGCCUCUCCGUGGGAGAGGGAUCCCAGACAGCUCUGGUGGGGAGCCAGCCCAGGAGAUUUGUUAGCGGGCUGCUCCGGGGGAUACCAGCCACCUCCGGCACCCGAGCGCCAAAGGUGCUUGUGUUGCUGCUGCUGCUGCUGCUGGCGCAUUUCAUCCAAACUCCAGACAGAGCGGGGGCAAGUUGAACCGGAGACAUUAGAGCCACUGUGCUUUGGAGAGACGAGGGCGCACGGGGAGCGCAGCAGCACCAUGCCUGCUAUCAAGAAGGAGCGACUUGACAGGGAAGAGAUGGCCCUGGCAGCUUUUAACCAGCCCAUGGAAACCUUACCUGACUAUCUCGCCCCUCUGGCCGCCGCUGCCAUUCCGGUGGUAACCCCGCACCCUCCGGCUUACGACCAGAUCUUUGCCCACCGCGCGUACCUGGGCUUCCACGAGACCCACCACCCCCACCCGCACCACCCGCACCACCCCCACCACCUCCCCGAGGACCUGAUGCUGGAGAGGUUUUCCUCCAUCCCGGAUUUCCAACCUUUCUUUGACAACGGAGAGCCUUGCAUCGAGGUGGAGUGCGGGGAGAACAAGGCGCUACUCUACAUCAAUAAGUUGUGCCAGGGGAGCAAAGGACCCUCCAUCCGGUACCGGGGAGAGUGGCUCACCCCCAACGAGUUCCAGUUUGUCAGCGGCAGGGAGACAGCCAAGGACUGGAAGCGCAGCAUCAGGCACAAAGGGAAAAGUUUGAAGACUCUUAUGUCCAAAGGAAUCUUACAGGUACAUCCUCCAAUCUGUGAUUGCCCUGGGUGUCGAAUUUCGUCUCCAGUGAACCGGGGUCGCCUGGCAGAGAAGAGGACCAUCCCCCUUCCUCCAACCAGGAUCCCGAAGAAGGAGCUGACCUCCAUUUUCUCACACAGUGACGACAGCGAAGAGAGUGAUAAGAGCAAUGGUCAACACCCUGAAGUAAAGCAGGAGGAGGAUCUCCACAUCAGUAUCAUGAAAAGAAGGAUACACACCCACUGGGAUUUAAACAUCUCCUUCCGAGAGACCUCUUGCAGCCGUGAUAACGACCUUUCCACUAUCAUCUCCAACCUGCAUCAGAGUCGUCAGCUCGUUAUGCCAGAGACCCAGAGCCGUUGUGAAUUCAAGAGAAACAGCAUCGACGUUGGCUUAGGAGCAGCAGAUGAAAUUUUAGGCAAGAGAAGAGUAUGUUCUCCCAACAGCAGCAGUGAGUGUCCUUUAGAGAGCAAGAAAGCCAGAAGUGAGUCCCCAAAGGAAAAUUCCCACACGCCCCUGCUGGAGGACUCGGUGACUCAGAUGACCCCGGAGGAGCACUACAGGCGCAUGAUGUCAGCACUGAACGAACACAGCACGUUUGAAGAGCAGCAGCAGCAGCAACGUCUCUACCAGCUGGCCAACAGCAUGGCAGUGCCCAGCCAUGGAGAUCUCCUCCGGGCGCGGCAAGAGGUGGCGGCGGCGGCAGCGGCGCGCAACCCCGGCGCGAUGGAAGCGCACAUCCCCUCGGCCAGCAACUCUUCCAGCCAGCGGAGGAAGCAGGGCCUCCCCCAGCACAGGGACACCCACUUCCCCGAGAGGGAGAUAUCCCACCCACCACCUCUGCUUUCACCCCAGAAUGCACCCCAUAUUGCCCUGGGGCCCCACUUGAGACCUCCUUUCCUUGGGGUGCCUUCUGCUCUCUGCCAGACACCAGGUUACGGGUUCCUGCAGCCAGCACAAGCAGAGAUGUUUGCACGGCAGCAAGAGAUGCUACGAAAGCAAAACCUGGCCAGGUUGGAGAUGUCGGCCGAGAUCAUCCGCCAGAAGGAGCUGGAGAAUCUCCACAGGCAGAGGCUCCUGGCCGGGGACCCUCUGAGCCUGCAUCCCGGCUUGCCCCCAGACCACCCGGCCCUGCGGAAUGUGCACGACAUCCCCGAGGGCCACCCGCUGCGGGACGAGCUGUCCCGGAGGAACGCGAUGCUGGUGCUGAGACACAACAACACCCCCCUGCUCUCCCUCAACCCCAGCGUGCCCAGCAGUGCCACCCCACCCAAGGAGCAGCCCCGGCGGGGCAGCCGGAAAGCCGCGCAGCACCGCGCCGAGCCGCAGGGGCCGAGCGAGGCCAAGGAGCUGGCGGAGCCCCGGGCACGGGAUGGGGCUCCGGACUGUAACGACGAGGAGAUGAAGGACUCUGAGAGCGACGCGGACGUCAGCGACGAGAAGCCAGAGAGCCUGAAGGCUGAGAGCAGCGGCUCGGCCGCCGAGCUCAAGGAGUGCAAAGAGACGGGCAAAGUCUGUGAAGGGGCCAAGGAGCUGGGUGAAGCGGCUGCAGGGCAAAAUGCCCCCUGCAGCUCCUCCAGUGCAGAGUCCCCCAGCCACUUGCUUGGCCCAGGCAUCAACAAAAACGAGGUGAAAUACCUCCCGCCAGCCUCCAUCCCGCCACCUCAGCCGCUGCCCUUUGGAUUCCCCUACACCAUGAGCCCCUACUUCCAUGCAGGCACCAUGGGAGGUCUGUUUCUGGAUGGCGAGGAAAGCCCAGCGCUGGAAGACAUCAGCAAAUGGACGGUGGAGGAUGUCUGCAGCUUCGUGUCCAACUUGUCUGGCUGCACCGAGUACACUCAGGUAUUCCGAGAGCAGGCGAUUGAUGGGGAGACCCUGCCCCUCCUGACAGAAGAGCACUUACUGAACAACAUGGGGCUGAAGCUCGGGCCAGCACUGAAGAUAAGGUCACAGGUCGCCAAGAGAGUGGGCAGAGUUCUCUACAUGGCAGGUUUCCCCAUGGCCUUCCCCCUGCAGCCUCCCGGCCUGCGGCCCCCGGAGCGGGAGCUGCCCCCGGCCGAGCUGCGUCCUUCCUCCACCGGCAGCGUGGCCUCCCCGUUCAGCAGCGCCCUGCCCACCAGCCGCGCCUCCCCCAAGCAGGAGAACGGGAACUCUUCCCUCCUCACGGGCAUCAGUGACACCCCCAAACCUCCAUCCUAACCUGCAGGACACCUCCUGAGCUUUCUGGGACUGGGGCCAGGCGGACGCGCGGAAGGGAACGGCCUUUGGAGAGACCAGCAGAGCCUCCCGCAGCCGCAGGAGUGAGGAAGGGAGGGGUUUCAUUCUUCUUCUUUUGGAUGCAUUUGCUUUUUUUUUUUUGUUGAAAAACCAAAACCCAACGGCGCCACAGAAGUUUUUUAAAAGAAACUGUAAAAAAAAAAAAAAAAAAAGGGAAGGAAAGACAAACUAUCCAAAGACGUCCUGAGACAACGCGAGUGAAGAGAAAGAAAAUGGAGGGUGGCAGCAGCAUUCCCGGCCCUCCUUGGAGAGCCAUGGAGAAGGAAUGACCACAUUUCUUUGCCUUCAAAGAAAUCCUGGCUUUCAGGAACUUCUGGGCAUGACUCCAAGCAGGGAAGGGGCAGGGGCUCUGCUCCUCCCCAUGGUACUUGGCACCCCUGAGCAAAAACCCAUCAAAACAAAUGAAAACAACCUUCCCAAAUAGCUCCUCCUCCCUGGAGACUGUACUCAGUUCCUCAUUCAGGUGUCUAUGCAUCUCUAGCGACUUUUAAAAACAAUACCAAAGACAGACAAAAAGAAGAAAAAGAUUUAAAAAAAAAAAAAAAAAGAAUAAUAAUAAUAAAAAGGCAACUUCGGGUCCAUGUUUACCUGCGAGCGGGCGGUACGGGCAGCUCGGUGCUGUCCCCAGGGCCUGGCCCCUUGUCCCCUGCAGCACACACAGGAUGGGCUCUGUCCAGGCUCCAGCCCUGCAGAGCUGGUUGAUUUCGUUUGGUUUUUUCCAUUACAUUUUGUUUUAAAGAGCAGAAUAAAGGCGUGUGCACGGGCGGCAGGGUCACAGGGCUCACUCCAGUGUGGCCGACCUCCCCUUCCCUCCUCCAUGUGUACAACAGGCUCAUUUCUACAGUUGGGAGGUGGGUGGUUUGUGAUUUAUUUUUUGUUUGUAGGGUUGUUUUUAAUCCGUUUCGGAGGUGGAUGUAGUUGCACAUUCUGGCCUGCUGUGGACCAUGAGACCUGUGCGUUCCCAGAGGAGGGGGAGGGAUCCUGGGGGAUUCAGGCUAAAAACAAUGGGUAGAGUUUUUUUUUUUACUACUGUGAACAAGAUGGUAACUCCUGGGGGUGACCUCCUGUGACUUGUACAGUUGUGAACAACAAUCACAUGUGGUACUUUUCUCUCUCUCUCCCCCCCCUCCACCCCCCCCUUUUUUUUUGGUUAAACGUUGCACGUGCUGCCGUUUUUCUUACAGACUAGCUUGGUGGUACAUUAGCUUCUUUAUAUUGUAAAAAAAAAGAAAAAAAAGUCAUUAUCCAUCACAUCACGAUAAAAAAAAAUGCUUUCCAGCAAUCUAAAUAAAAAAGAAAAAACACUUAA